This is a messenger RNA of Lodderomyces beijingensis, 909 nucleotides long. Lineage: Eukaryota; Fungi; Ascomycota; Pichiomycetes; Serinales; Debaryomycetaceae. The record is from the annotation of a GenBank genome assembly.
AUGUUCAAGUUGCAAUACAUCCUACUACUCGUGAUCCUAGCAUUCACCAACGCAAGCGGCCAGCCAGACGUCAACUCGGGCGCCAUCAAGAAAUACUUUGACCUGCUCUCUGCGUCAGCUUCAAUGGCCCCAAAACCAACCAAACGCCAGGGGUCAUGUGCAUCGCAACGAAGCUGUGCGCCAAGAUUGACCUAUAGCGCCUCGGAACCAUUCAGCCUCGCGGCAUUUGAUCCAAGCUACGACGCAGACAACGUCGAAGAUAAUCUCAUGUCGUCACCGCUCCAGAAAUUGAAUCACGACUUAUCGCGAGUAUUUAUCAAUCAUACUCAAACAAAAUGCAAGGACACCCAGAGUCCAGAUCCAGCUAGCUUUAUAUCGGGACGCGUCUUGGCUAACGGAAGUCUCAAGGUGGACAAUCUCUGCCAUGAAAACUUGCAUUUUUUGCGUGUGGAUUCCAUGACUCAUCGACUCAAAUUGUGCCCGCUGGGCGAUGCCUCUCUGGAUUUCAAGAUUGUGGAAAAUUUGCUUUACUACAAGAACUGGGCAACGUGGAGCUUGUGCCAACACCAAGCAGAUGGUGUAAGUUAUAUCUACCAUGGCGGCAUCAUGGACAAUUUGAGGUUUUGUUGUCCCUGGGACGAAGAAAUUGAAGUGCGCUGUUUGGGCAAGAUGCGCAUUGGGUGCUGUGAUGAGGGCGAUGUCAAGGAUUAUGUGCCUGUAAAAAAAGAUGAUUGCUCAAGGGGUGUAGAAAAAGGGUGUAGUUAUGAUAAAAAGAAAGGCGAGGGCGGCGCUUAUGAAGGUGGUGGGUCAACGUGUGGAGAUGGCAGUGGUGGUGGUGGUGGUGAUGAUGAUGAUGAUGAUGAUGAUGAAGAUGGAAAUGUGGACAAGUUUCUGAAUGAUUGGGACUGA